Corylus avellana is the source of this 819-nucleotide messenger RNA. The record is from RefSeq and is a predicted model, not a curated record. Lineage: Eukaryota; Viridiplantae; Streptophyta; Magnoliopsida; Fagales; Betulaceae.
AUGGAUUCUCAAGAGCAAGGAAAUACAUCUUACAUCGAUCUUUUAAGUCAGAAUUAUAAUGAAUCGAUGGGUUCUUCUUAUCCAAAUGUUCAAAUGUAUGAACCACAAGUUGAGAUUGGAUCCAAUGUUAAGAAACCACGACGUGGGAACUUUAGUAUUGAAGAAGAUAUUCAACUUAUGGAAUCGUGGAUAAAUACUAAUACGGAUCCAGUGCAUGGAAAUGAGCAAUCAAAGAAGACAUAUUGGAAUAGAAUUUGUGAGAACUACGAUGCCAGAAUUGCUCGUGCGAAAGAGCUUCAUCGAAAACUACAUAAAACUCCAUUUGCUUUUGAACAUUGUUGGGAUAAAUUGAAGAAAUGUCCAAAAUGGAGUAGUAGCAAUGACAAAGCAAGAAAAAGAUCAUUUGAUAAAACAUCCUCGUCUUCUACUCAAGCUCUAGUAGAAUUAGGGGAAGAUAAUACAUCCACUAGUAACUUUGUAGAUUUGGAGAGACCCUUAGGUAGGAAAGCCGCAAAAGAGAAAUUAAAUAAUCAAAAGAAAAAAGAUAGUGUUGAUCAUUUUGUAGUGGGGUUACUAACUCAGAUGAACGAAAAAGCUAUGAUAACGGCUGAGAGGAAACUGCAACUUAUAGAAAGAACAAGUGCUCGAGAGGAUGAGAGGAUUCAACUUGAAGAAGAAAAGAUUCGGCUUGAGCAAAGUAAGUUUCGAGUUGAGGAGGACAAAAUUAUGCUCACGGAUACAAGUGACUUGUCUGAAUUCCAAAGGGCGUAUAUUCGUAUCCGACAAAUGGAAAUCCUUGAAAGUCGAAGGAUGAAGUAA